Pectinophora gossypiella (pink bollworm) is the source of this 8987-nucleotide messenger RNA. It is a transcript of the gene alpha-Man-Ib, whose product is annotated as endoplasmic reticulum mannosyl-oligosaccharide 1,2-alpha-mannosidase. The record is from RefSeq and is a predicted model, not a curated record. Gene Ontology annotation, cellular component: endoplasmic reticulum; membrane. Gene Ontology annotation, molecular function: mannosyl-oligosaccharide 1,2-alpha-mannosidase activity; calcium ion binding. The transcript has 14 exons. NCBI's taxonomy places the organism in Eukaryota, Metazoa, Arthropoda, Insecta, Lepidoptera, Gelechiidae. Bases 508 to 2133 code for a protein of 541 amino acids. Gene Ontology annotation, biological process: N-glycan processing; carbohydrate metabolic process.
AAACAACUGUCAAACGACGACUUGACAGCCAACGUCGCCAACACGGGUCACCGAUUGGAUUUGGAUAAGAUUUGGAUUGACGAAAAAGGAUCGCACAUAGGACCGUCUGACAUUUCCAAUUUUAAAAUUUUAUGCAAAUUUAUUUUUUACGUGGAAGGAUGUAAAGACACGUGCACGUAAACUAUGAUAACGUACAAAUAUUAAUUAGCCGCUGUUAUUACGCGGCUAAGUGUUUAAACAAACAUAACAAAGAUGAAAAAGUCAAAUCCAGACACUCAAAUCAAUUUUCAAAAUGUGGGUAAACAAGCCGUUGGCAUGGGUCAAUGGAACAAGGAUACUGCAAUACUGAUCACUGAUCAAAAUCAAGUUAUAUCUCAUAGAAAAAUAAUAAGGUUGCAGUAAAACAGUGGAUUCGACAUGUCAUAAGAACUGUCAGUGUUUUGUGUCAAUAGGAGAACAGGAAAAAGCAUAUCAAAGUAUUCUUAAAAAAUAUUAGUUGGUAUCAGAAUGAGUUGUUGUGUACAUUUGAAUGAAAGAUGGAAUCGCCUGUCUCGUCUACAAAGGUCUCUUGUAUAUGCUGUACUAAUUGUAACAGCGAUCAUUUUAGGAUUUUUAUACUAUUCAAGAUUAUAUGAUGUUUCUAAUGUAAAUAAAGACGUAGCAGCGGAGGAAAUUUCUAAGAAUUUCACCCUAGUCAUUGAGGGGGUAGCGGAGGCAGCGCACACGCAGAAGACUGUAUCAGAGAGUGAAACAUUUGAAAGACCAAUCUUUACAGGGCCGUCAAACGCAAGACAGUACGCGGUGGUACAAAGUUUCAAACACGCGUGGAAGGGAUACAAAGAACACGCGUGGGGUCAUGACAAUGUGAAGCCAGUCUCCGGAAUGGCUUACGAUUGGUUCUCUUUAGGACUGACUAUAGUGGAUGGGCUGGAUACAGCUUUCAUUAUGGGGCUGAACAAAGAAUAUGAAGAGGGAAAAGAAUGGAUUAGAAAUGAAUUAGUGUUUACCAAAAAUAAGGACGUGAAUUUCUUCGAAGUCACCAUUAGAGUAUUGGGGGCCUUAUUAACUAACUACCAUUUUUCCCAGGAUGACAUGUUUCUUAAAAAAGCGCUAGAUUUGGGUGAUCGGCUGAUGUCAGCGUUUCAAUCACCAUCGGGGAUUCCGCAUUCCGACGUGAAUCUGGGCGCGCGUACUGCGCACGCGCCAGAAUGGUCACAUUACAGCACUACUGCAGAGGUCUCCACCGUCCAACUGGAAUUCCGGGAACUGUCCCGAGCGUCGAAAAAUCCUAGAUUUGAGCAAGCGGCUGCAGCGGUAUCACAGAAGAUCCACGCUUUGCCAAAGAAACAUGGUUUGGUGCCAAUAUUCCUGAACCCGAACACAGGGCAGUUCCUGCGGCAUGCCACCAUAACCUUGGGUGCCCGUGGCGACAGCUACUACGAAUACUUACUCAAACAAUGGCUGCAGACCGGGAAGACCAUAAACUAUUUGCGGGACGACUAUCUGAGCGCAAUGGAGGGAGUCAGAGACUUAUUAGCUAAGAGAUCGAUGCCCAAUAAGCUACUUUUUAUUGGAGAAUUAUCGGGUGGCUCGGAAGCUUUCGAUCCCAAGAUGGACCACUUGACGUGCUUCCUACCUGGUACUCUUGCGCUGGGCCACGCUAAUGGUCUCCCGGAUUGGCAUAUGACCAUGGCCGAAGAACUUCUCUACACCUGCUACCUCACAUACGCCGCGCAUCCGACUUUCCUAGCGCCUGAAAUCACGCAUUUCAAUAUGGCUAGCCUCACUUCAGAUAUGUAUACGAAGACUGCAGACGCGCACUCCCUUCUACGGCCAGAGUUUGUGGAGAGCUUGUGGUAUAUGUACCAGAUAACUGGGAACACCACCUAUCAGGAUUGGGGGUGGCAGAUAUAUCAGUCUUUCGAGAAAUAUGCGAGGGUGCAACACGGUUACAGUUCUCUUACGAACGUGAAGAACGAGAAUCCUGUACACCGCGACCUGAUGGAGACGUUCUUCUUGUCAGAGACGCUCAAGUACAUGUACUUACUAUUUAGCGACGAUAGAUACGUCCUAGACUUAACCAAGUUCGUACUCAAUUCUGAGGCGCACCCCCUACCUAUACACGCGCAUUAGGAAAUUUAGUUUAUAUUAUAGGAAUCAUGUAAUUGAAAUGAUAGGCGAGUACCCUAGACUGCGCCUGACCUGAAAGAGUACAUUAGCUGUUAUGAAAGUUUUUGGAGUGAUUGCAUCCAACUGAAAGUCGCUAUCGCGACAUUUGGUUUGUAACAAAUUUAACCAUUACCAUGCAGCCUACGAAUAGAUGAUAAAUACUAGCAAAUAUUUAUCACACCAUAUAUUUUCGCUCAUUUUUAUCUAUCAAAAUGAAGCGAAUACCCAUGCACCAGAUCUGAUUAUUCUUUCAAGAACUAAGUUUUUGAUCUCUAGAGAAAAUAUACAACUUUCUUCGAAUAAUAUUUAUUACAAAUUAUACUUAUUUAUUGUAUAGGAAGAUUGGCGGAUAAAUAAUUUUGAUAUUAUUAGUCUUAAGUAUAGUUUAUUAUCUUCUAAUGGGAUAGAUUACAUGAAUAUUCGCUACAAUUUGAUGAAUAAUUAAAAAGCGAAUUACGCAUCGUUAAAUGUGGUGUAUUCUUUGGACAUACAUCUUAUAUCGCGAUCUUCUCAUGUUAUUUGCGUUGCCAGUCUUCUCGGGCGAAGGCUGUCAAUGUCCCAAAAAGCACGAAGCUAAACAUCUCACGAUAUAUUUGUCUCCUACUGAAUACACACCUUAAAUUCAUAAUAGGGUAGAUGAAAAAUAUCACGUUUUUCACUAUAAUGAUAGAGGAGGCGUAUGGAGUUCAUGAUGUCUUACUAGAUAAACAUCGCAAGCUUGUUGGUUAAAACCCGCUGUAUUUACAGCGUCCCACGCGAUAGUGUAAACCUUGCAGCGCGGGUGCAUAUUUUCAGUAAUGUAAUGCAAUCACAUCACAAUUUUAAUAUAAAAAUGUUUUAUCGCUCUUUUUUUAAAUCAUGUAUUGUAUAUUUUAUAUCCUGCUUGUUCAUAGCACAAAACUUGUACCUAAAUUUGCAUUUUACAAAUAUUUAGUGGGGGGGUUAAAAUGGCCACAUCGAAGCAAUUCAUCUAAGAAAGCAAUAUUGCUAUUUGACAUUUGCUUGCAUUGCGCACUUGUUUUUAUGCGCAAAUGUCAAUUUGCAAUAUUGCUUUCUUAGACGAUUUUUUUCGAUGUGGCCAUUUUAACCCCCAUGUUCAUCUUUUCACUCUGAAUUAAGUCUAAUAAUUAUACACGGUAUUGCAAGUCUUAUUAACAGAUACAUUAUUAACAAGUGUAUAUUAUACGUGCUGUAGAAUAAUAGUACAUUGUUCACUGAGGAAAGAAGGCGACCGAUUGCCGACGAGAUUAGCGGGAGAUACAUAGAGCUUAUACUACAUUUACAAGGAAAAUAACUAAUAUUCUUGUAUGCCUAAUUGAAAAUAGAGAGAACGCGCAUGCGUUGUAAUUUUUUUAAAUUUCAUGUUCUGAUCUUUUUUAGUUUUAAUUACGCUCAGAUAUGCCACGACACCCCUACCACUAGUAUUAUUAGCAUAGUAAAAAAAUACUGAAGUAAAAAAAAAUAAUAAUGUAAUGGAAUUUCUUACGCUUUUUCUACCCGCUAAUUUGUAUGACAGUGCCUAAUGCCGUAAGUUCUGCCCGUUUUCAAAAAAGGAAAACUUAUUUUCCGAGUACAUGUAGUAUUUAAACUAUAGCACAUACACUUAAAGGCAGCGCGGGGAAGUUUCAACGCGGAUCCACGUUACAACCACGUUCUGUCAUAAGUUUUGUACAAUAUUCUUCCACAGCGUAUUGUUUCUGGAAUAUUUUUGUCUUUGAAAUCAUAAUACAAACAUUUAUUCUUACGUACUAAUUUGAUGUAUUUCUCAUGUGCGGAACUUCGCUGUCACCGCGCUGGCCUGCGCUGCUAUUACUUUUGGUGCAAUAAAAAAGAUAUUCGUACUCUGUCACCGAACGAUUCGUUGUCUCUUUGUUGUUAAUCUUGUUAUUGUCAUCUUAUGUAAUUGGCAAAGCACGGCUAUUUUUUAUCCUGUUUAUUAUACUUAUAUAUUUUUUACUACAGUAUGCUUUACAGAUUAUCCUCUCGAAUAAGUAUGUACUCGUCCUAUUAUGGGUUCUGUGAUUGACUUUUUAUGGUUCUAUUAAAUUAAUUGGGAGGUACUUUGAAUCUUACCUAAUGUAUUAUUUAUAGAGUAAUGUUUUUAAGGUUACGUUUAAAAGCAAUGAACUUUGUUUUAUUUUUAUAUAAUCAUAGUUUCUUGAGGAUGCUUCUUACCUUUUUCCAAUGUGGUACAGCUUAUUUAUAGUCAUCAACAAUCGUUAACAUUGAAAAAUCUGUCUGCUACAGAGUAAAUAAAUAAAAAAUAUAUACCGUGCGUCCCGGCUGGAUUGGGAGGUUUAAUAGACAGGUGUCGGUAGUGGUGGCUCUCAGUUAAAAGUACUACUCAGCUCUGGUAUCAGCUCCGAUCUCGGCUCAAUGUCACGCUACCAAGCUACCAUUACAGUAGCGAGGCGGCUUCCAAUAUCGAACAUCAAGUCAAAAACAAUUUCCGACUGUAGAAAAGUACCAACAAUAACCGGUGUAACAACAGCCAAGUAUUUAAACAUUUUGCACGUGCGGGGUCCCCUGAACAACCUGAGGUACCGAAGAACCGAUACCCUGUGGUCUUCCGUGCGCCACAGAAGUAUUACGAAAAUAUUUUCAUUUAAGGGUCAAGUCAAUCCGUUUACACUCCUCAGUACAUUCCUAUGCCUUAACAAAAUGGAAAGAAUAUUGUCUUAUGUAUACGUUGUAGAAAAUAGACCUAAAGAACAACAGGAGAUCGCCAUUUCCAAAAUAGAACAGAAGGACACUAAACCCGAAGACUUAUUCUUUACAAAAACAAGGAAGACUCUCAAUCUGUAAUUAACAACAUCGUCAAUGAUUAUAAUAGAAAAUAAAGUUUCGUGAGCGGUGUUGGUACUGGGCAUUUCGGCAGUGGAUCCGCUUCCGGUCAAUUUGGCUCUGGGUCAGAUCAGUACGCACAGCUUGACUCUGGGAACUACGCGCAGGGUGGCUCUGGACAGUAUGUACACAAUGAUGCUGGAAACUACGCACAAGCCUCGUAUGUAGGCCAGUACUUUCAAUCAGACGAUGAAGCUUCUGGUUCGGGAUCAUCCUCCUUCGGACCCGGCAGUCAGACACAUGGUUUGGGAUCUUAGUCAUUAGGAAAAUCUACCGCGCAAACCGUGAGCCUGGCCUCAACCGAUGCUAGCCCGUCGACGGGCGCGUUCGACAGCUCUGCCUCCGCCGGGUACACCGGUGGUGCCGUCAGCAGCACAGCUUCCGGCCUCAACUACGACAGCCUCAUCACAAUAUCCAUCACUCAAAAUGUUCCCCACGAAACGAAUGGAUCUCUACAUUAAAUAAUAAUGAUCAUACAAAAUUUUAUAUUUCCGCAUUUCGUGAUGUUAUGCUAUACUUACAAGUACCAGUAGUAUCCUUUUGAAUUUAUGAAAUAUUACGUAGGUAUUUUACCUAUUAAGUAGGUAAAACUUCUAUAUAAUAUUAUUUAGGUAUACUUGCUAAGUAUAAACUAUACGUUUCUGUCUACAUAGCUUACCUUUGAAAUUGACUACACACAUAAAUAAAUCGUAAAUACAAACUGAAGCGAUAUAAACUAAAAUUGAAUUCGAUUUGUUGUGUUUUAAAAAUGCGUAGACUUAGAUUUUUUGUUGGAUUUUUUAUUUUAUUGGAAGUACCGGAAGUAAUUUCCAAUGAUAAUAUAGUAAAUUUCUUUUGUAAUAACUGCAAGCCUACGUCUGGAAACUGCUGCGUCGGAACGCUUCUGGUGCCAAUGGUGGCAUUAACCACUUCCCACUGUGCUCGAGACUGUGUUUACGUGUACUCGAAGUAUACUUCUAAAGUGUUAAUAAAGAAUACGUACGUAUAUCCAUAUGUAAAGAAACAUUUAAAAGGCGACCUUGGGGAUAUGACUCUACGUAAUGAUAUCGCACUCAUACAACUCAAACGCAAUGUAAAAACCAUGACAAAAUAUCCUAAAUUAAGUGCCCUUGCAUUAGACUCUGUAUUGGGAUUAAAAGCUUCAGUGCCCACUGUAAACAGUCACAAAGUUAAAUUAAAAAAUGUAAUCUUAACACAAUGCAAUAAAGAUAUAAUGCAAAAAUCUAAAAGAUAUUAUAUAUGCGCCAGUAAUUAUUAUCACAGAAGAUUUAAUGAAAAAUCGUGUAAGAAACAACAAGAGGGAUCACCUUUGCUAGUGGACGGAAAAAUAUUGGGAGUAAGUAGUGGCCACAGCUAUAUAACUUGCAAACAUAACCAGCAGCUGUUCAUAACUAUAGAGCCUGCGCUGGCUUGGAUUAGUACAACUGUAAAGAAUAUAAUGUACCCCCAUUUCCGACGAGGCAACAUGGUAGUUAAUGAAACACACGCGACGACAAAUAUAUUAAGAGAUACGACCAACAGAACCAAUUACCCUCUUUUUAUAGUACAUGAGAUACAUUCUACGGGACGCAGCAGAUAUACUUUCAAAUGGACAAAACCAUUUAUGGCGAGAAUGAAUCCAAGUUUAACUAAUGGAACUCCUCGAAAUAUAAGUACGAAUACUACCUCCGUCACUACCACUACAACUCGUCCAGCCGUCAGUCCCAACACCACAGCUCUCAUUACAACCACAACUGCCAUACCAACUACUCUUGUAACUACCCACGCGACGUCAGCAACCCCUGCUUCUACCACCAGUGUCACUCCAUUCACCACAACCACUCCGGCCACCACGACCACACUAACCACCACAACCACUCCGACAACGACAACUACGACAACGACAACCACAACAACUACACCCACGACAACAACUACCACAACCACGACGACCACACCAACCACCACAACAACCACCACCACUACCCUGACAACUACUACUACCCCGACAACCACCACUGAUAACACACUAAAAACGGUAGAUCCUCUGAGAAUAGAUUUACAUCUUCGAGGUCCGUCUGUAGACCCACGAGAUCAAACUGUAGACCCACAAGAUCCAACUUUAGACCCAAGUGUAAAAGCUCGUGAUCCAGACGCUUAUGAGCUGGCAACAAAUGCCAUGGAUUGGUUUAUAAAGAACGUACGGAACCGCGUGAAAAACGAAGCUCCGAAAAUCUUGAUUCUAACCACUAACGCCGUGGAGAAAACUCAGAAAUCAAACUUUGUGGAUCUAACAUAACUUAUUUGUGAAUAUAACAAAAUAAAUAAUAUUUAUUAUUAUAUAAUUAUUUCUACCUUAACGAUUAUAUUUUUAAUUGCAAUUACUUCCUUGACCUGCAGGGGUUCCACGCCGAGGGGCGCGAAUUACCUAUAACGAUUGCUUCGACCAAUAACAGUGGGUUGUUUGCCCUCGUAGAUCAGCGACGCUAUAGUGACAUUUAUACAUUGAUGUUGUAGAUAGUAUAUCCUACGUCUAUUGAUCAAAUACUAAUAUAAUUCGCUGGAAGUUGUGCCUACCCCUUCGGAGAUAUAGGCGUGAUGCUAUGUUGUUGUAAAUUGAGGAUUUGAUAAAAAUAUAUGGGUAAUGCGAGCGUUUACAAUAUUAACCCUUAAUAAAAAAAUGUGCUGGAGUACAAACAUGUCCUAUACGCAUCUUGCACAAAGCAGUGGCCAUUUUGUUGAACGACAUUCUGCCAAACCACGGCUUGCAGGACUUGCACUGACUUGCAGGAAUCCUGCAGAUACUGUCCAGCCAUCGCUAGAGCUAUCCUAAGCUUUUUAUAACUAACACUAAUGAUUUCUAAAAAAGUUAGUCUUUACAUCAUCUCCUGCAAGCUUGCCUAGCCGGCCUUUUAAUUUGCGUGGAAUUCUGCAUGACCAGGAAUCCAAACGGUAACGACUAUAAACCGUGGUAUCACAAUGGUUAGGUAGUGAUCCUCAAUAGAUACUUUGUAAAUAUUUAGAUUUUAUUUUAUCAUAAAUGACUAAAUUAUGCACUUGAUCCUGCAUUAAUUAUUUAAAUAAUUCAAAGAACAUUUUGUUAUUUUCUUAUUUUAUUUAUGUGUGUUAUUUUAUUACAGAAUCUUAUAUUAAUAUGUUAAUACAAUUAAUAUACUUAAUAAGAUUGUGAGUAAUUAAUAUUUAACAUAAUAAUUGUUGUGAACUGGAAUUAAUAAUAAUGAAUUAAAUCAUGGCAAAUUGCCAUUGGCAAGGACUAUCUUGUGUAUACAUAUAUAUUCUAUUAAUCACUUGUUUGCGAAAGUACACUUGACAAAAUGUGUUGUUUUAUGAAGGUAUAAAUUAUAAUUUUAGCACCUUUCUGCGCAAAUAUAUUGCCUUUAAUGGUGUAAAACAGAUCCUCUCAAAAUUUAGUACUGAUUGAUAGUUAGUUACCAAUGAUUAGCUAAUGUUAUCAACAUUUUUUAUAAGUUACGAAUGUACCUACGUAUUUCCGAUGUUAACUUACAGAUAAAAUCGCCACUGCUAAAAUUGUGUCCUUAAAUAUCAAAAAUAGUUGUAUUUAUAGGAAUACCAAGGCAGAAAGUUUAAUUGAAAUUCUAAACAUAUAUCUGUUACUUGUAAUUGCAUUUAUUCACAUCAAAACAACAGUAUUAAUAUGUAACAAAGCUAAACAGUUAUGUAAUGAUGAUCUUUUAAAUUGUCUAUCAUCAAAGUGACAUGAGACCACUGCUGGUAGGUAUCUGUUUAUAUGAAUAGUGAUAUUAAAAGCUACCUACCAUACAAAAAUAUACUAUGAUCAUAAUUCAAAAUCUAACAUAUAUGUAAGAAAAUAUUUCAAAUAUGUGUCUGCUUUUAGCAUUUUCUGUAACUCGAAUAUUCUAAUUUCAGUAAAUUGUAUUUUUAUUUUCAAUUUUUGUGAUAAUUAUUUUUUUAUUACUCAUUUGAUGACAUGAAUACAAACUUAUUAAACUAAA